Setaria italica (foxtail millet) is the source of this 1306-nucleotide messenger RNA. RefSeq names its product protein TsetseEP-like. The transcript has a single exon. The coding region runs from base 131 to 1093 and encodes 320 amino acids. The record is from RefSeq and is a predicted model, not a curated record. Lineage: Eukaryota; Viridiplantae; Streptophyta; Magnoliopsida; Poales; Poaceae.
UCCAUUCAUCAGCACAGACACAACAGAGACCACUCGGUCACUAACGCUCUUCGGUUCCAAAGAGAGAGGGAAAGCAACACAGGCACACACAGAGAGAGAGAGCAAGCAAGAGUUCGUGGGAGCUGCAGCAAUGGCGACGCGUCGCCUCUCUUCCUGCUGCCUUCUGCUCGCCGUGCUCCUGGUGGCGGCGGCGGCGGCCACGGCCUUCGACGAGGCGGCGGCGGCUGCCGGCGUCGGGCUGGGUCACGGGGCGCGUUUCGCGCGAAAGCCUGGGCGUGCUGUCGCGGAGAUGCCUCAGCCGGAACCCAAACCUGAACCGAAACCAGAGCCCAUGCCACAUCCUGAGCCUAAACCUGAACCAAAGCCCAUGCCGGAGCCAAAGCCAAUGCCACAUCCAGAGCCGAAACCUGAGCCCAUGCCUCACCCUGAACCGAAACCUGAGCCAAAGCCCGAACCUAAGCCUGAGCCAAAACCCAUGCCCGAGCCAAAACCUGAACCAAAACCCAUGCCCGAGCCUAAGCCGGAACCUAAGCCUGAGCCAAAACCUGAACCAAAACCUAAGCCUGAGCCAAAACCUGAACCAAAACCUAAGCCUGAGCCAAAACCCAUGCCCGAGCCGAAACCUGAACCAAAACCCAUGCCCGAGCCUAAGCCUGAGCCAACACCCGUGCCCGAGCCAAAGCCGGAACCUAAGCCCGAGCCGAAACCCAUGCCCGAGCCAAAACCCAAGCCCGAGCCAAAGCCGGAACCCAAGCCCGAGCCAAAGCCGGAACCUAAGCCCAAGCCGGAACCCAAGCCCGAGCCAAAGCCGGAACCUAAGCCCGAGCCGAAACCCAAGCCCGAGCCAAAGCCGGAACCCAAGCCCGAGCCAAAGCCCGAACCGAAGCCAAAGCCGAAGCCGGAACCUAAACCCGAGCCCAAGCCUGAACCAGAGCCGAAGCCGUAUCCUAAGCCGGAACCAAAACCCAAGCCAGAACCUAAGCCAGAACCCAAGCCAGAACCUAAGCCCGAACCCAAGCCCAAACCCGAGCCCAAGCCUGAGCCCAAGCCGAAGCCAGACCCGCCGCACAUCCCUCCCGCAGCUGACAACUGACGAAGUGGCCGCUAGCUGUUUUGUAUGACGUUGCAGAGUAUGGUAGUAUCUGAAUAAAACCGGCUGGACCGGGAGUUGCAUCAUCUAGAUUGGUGCUCGCUGCUGCUUGUUGUACCUAUUCUUUCUUUCCAUUGUAUUGAGCUGAGUACAUUACUAGUGCAGCUUCAUUUGUUCUUUGUACAUGCAUUAUUAUCCACGUGACUCGUUGCUACA